CAACAUAGGCGCAUGCUUUACACGUCAUCGCAAAAGACCUUCCUUGUCCCUCAUGGUUGCUACUGAGCUGAGAACUGUGGUAAUGACACCAAGCUAGCGCUAACUGCAUUUAAAGUGCGAAACAAAGACGACUCCAGCGGAGCCAUGCCACGUUAUGAACUGGCCCUGAUCCUGAGGGCUAUGCAGCGGCCAGAGACGGCAGCUGUUCUUCGGCGGACGGUGGAGGCUUUGAUGGAACGGGGCGCUGUGGUGAGAGACUUGGAGAACCUAGGAGAUAGACUGCUGCCCUACAAGAUAACCAAACACAAUCAUAAGCACAGCAGAGGGACAUACUUUCUAGUUGACUUCUACGCGGCUCCCAGUAUUCUCGAUGGCUUGUUGGGCCACCUGCACCGAGACGUGGACGUGGUGAGGCCCACUGUGCUGAAGAAAGACGACCAGGUCCCCCAAAGUAACUGCUGUGGUCCUCAGCAGUGAAUGAAUGUUUUCACCGUUCAUGUCCAGCCAGUGCAGCUUGAUGCUUCCCUUCAUUAACACUUUCCUUGGCUGUUUGCUUAAGUUUGGGUGUAAUAUGUUAUAAUAAUAAAAUACUUUUUUUUAAA
This is a messenger RNA of Melanotaenia boesemani (Boeseman's rainbowfish), 602 nucleotides long. It is a transcript of the gene mrps6, whose product is annotated as mitochondrial ribosomal protein S6. The transcript is spliced from 2 exons. Bases 145 to 477 code for a protein of 110 amino acids. Lineage: Eukaryota; Metazoa; Chordata; Actinopteri; Atheriniformes; Melanotaeniidae. Gene Ontology annotation, biological process: translation. Gene Ontology annotation, cellular component: mitochondrial small ribosomal subunit; ribosome. Gene Ontology annotation, molecular function: small ribosomal subunit rRNA binding; structural constituent of ribosome. The record is from RefSeq and is a predicted model, not a curated record.